Molecule: messenger RNA, 1011 nt
Organism: Parathielavia appendiculata
Lineage: Eukaryota; Fungi; Ascomycota; Sordariomycetes; Sordariales; Chaetomiaceae
Product: NAD(P)-binding protein
Exons: 2
Coding region: 1-1011 (336 amino acids)
Source: RefSeq, a predicted model, not a curated record
AUGCAAUCCAUCCUGCAGUCCACAACCGGUCUCGGGCCCAAGCCCGUCCACCCGGACAACCUCCACGGCCGCGUCGCCGUUGUGGUAGGCGGCGCAUUCGGCAUCGGCUUCGAGGUGUCGCGCGCGCUCGCCAACGCAGGCUGCCGCGUGCUGAUGGUCAACCGCAAGGAGGAGCAAGGCGAGGACGCAAAGGCGACCAUCGCGGCCGAGUCGCCCGGCGCGCAGGUCGAGUGGCUCGAGUGCGACAUGGGCAAUCUCUGGCAGAUCCGCGACGUGUUUACCAAGUUGGCACGGGGCUCGGAGGAGGAGGGGGGUCUCGGUAGGCUGGAUUAUCUGGUGCUUUCGGCGGGUAUUAACACGAAUGAGUUUGGGCUGGAUGCCGAUGGGAUCGAUCGGCAUUUUGGCGUGAAUUACCUUGGGCAGUUUUACGUCGUCAAUCUACUGUGGCCGGUGCUGAGGAAGACGGCCAGGAUGGAAGGGGCGCCGAGGCCCCGGGUGGUAUUUGAGGCGAGCGAGAUGCACCGCACCGCGUCGGGAAAUGUGCAUUUUGCGAGCCUCGAGGAGAUCAAUGACGGGAGUCUGGGGCCGACGGAGCGCUAUGGCCGGACGAAGCUGGCUAUGAUCUUAUUUUCCAAGUAUGGGUUGGCGAGGAAGGUGAUCAAGGAGAAUGGCGAUGAUAUCAUUGCUGUGGCGGUGCAUCCUGGGGCCGUCAACACGGCCAUGCAGCAGCAGUGGAAGGACGCGUACCCCGGCGUCACGGGCAAGCUGCUCACCUGGGCGAUGCUGGCGUUUGGCCGCGAUGUGCAGCAGGGCUCGUACAGCGCGCUUUGGGCGCUCACCUCGGACAAGGUGCAGAGCGGCUGGUACUACAGCGACCCCGACCAGCCCGGCAAGGAGUCGGCGCAGGCCUCGGAUGAGAACCUUGGAGAGGCAUUGUGGGAGCUAUCCCAUCGUAUCAUCAAGGACAAGCUCGGCAAGGACGCGCUGGUGGACUGGAAGACAUCCGCAUAG